CCGAAAAAUCCGAAAAUUUAAAAGAAAUUGAAUUCUUUCAAAAUCUUUUAUCUCAGAGAUUUCAGUCUCCUAAUACGAAUUAAUUUCUACUUUUGUUUUUGUCUAUAAACAACGUGUGGGUUUUCCACCCCCUUUAUUGUUUACCAUGUAACAGCGGCGGUGGCAGCGGCUUUAAUUUAUCAUGGUAUUGCAAUUUCAAAUUGAUGGCAAUGUGAAUCCAUCAAAAGGCAAUAUGGAUCCGUCAAAAUUUAAGCGACGAAGAGUCUCUGCUGUUCGGGACUAUCCUAUACAGGCUCACGUCCACCCAUGCAGUUGCUUUCCUGUUUCAAGAAAGUACCCACCUUCAAAAUUUCGGAAAGGGGUUUCUGUCAAGCGGGAUUUUCCUGUAAAGCUGGAUGCUCCUGCUGCUUUGAGAAACUCCCUGUCAUCUAAUGCUUCUAUUGCUACUAAUGGUCGUGAUAUUCAUGCUUGCACUAAUGAUGUUAAGGAAUCCAACUUGUCAAUGGUUGUUUGGGAAGAGCGAAGUGAAUUGGAUGCUUCUAUUGCAAUUAAUAUUCAUCUGUGCACGGAUAUUGGGGAUGACAAGCCAUCUAGUGUUCCUAAUAUUGCUAACUCACAUGAUGGUUAUGAAUGCUUAAAAUCUAUCAAAGAAGGUUUUGAAGAAUCCUACUCUUCAAUGAACAUUAAGGGUGAGCAAUGUGCAGUUGAUAUCCCUUUUGCAAAUAACAUUUAUGCUUGCAUAGAAUCUAAGCAAGAAGGUGUUGAACGGGCCAAUGUGUUAAUGAACAUCGGGGAUGAUCCGUGUGAAGCUGUUGUAACCAGUUUUGAUGACUAUCAAUUAGCUCUGAAGGAUGAAAAGAGUAAGAAUCUUGUGUCUCUUACCAAAGAAGUGAGCUCAUUAAUGCUUUCAGAUGAGCGAUAUUCGGAUUCCCUGUUUGGUGUAGAUAUUUUCCAGGCAGCCUUUAAUGAUGAUGAAGAUUAUGUGAAAGAGCAUGAUUCCCAAGCAGCCUUUAGUGAUGAUGUAGUUAGUGUCAAAACCACUUUGGCAGAGGAAGCGAGGUCAUUAAUGGUUUCAGAUGAGCGAUGUUCGGAUUCCCAGGUAGCCUUUAAUGAUGAUGAAGAUUGUGUGAAAGAGCAUGAUUCCCUAGCAGCCUUUAGUGAUGGUGAAGAGAGUGUCAAAACUACUUUGGCAGAGGAGAAAAAUUCUCAAGUUGACCUUAGCAAUUACGAGGUGUUCUCUAACAAUGAGUUGAUAAAUGAUUGUGACAAGGUUAAGCAGAUUAUUAAUCAUUUUAGACACGUUUACAACAAGCUCUUACAGGUUAAGUCCGGGAAACUUAGGAGUGGCCUUGCUGUUGAAGCUGCUAUAAUUCUUCAAAAUCAACAUAAGUGGAUCAAAAGAAAUAAGCAGUUUGGCUCUAUCUCAGGAGUUGAAAUAGGUGACUACUUUUUCUGGAGGGCUGAAUUGAAUAUAAUUGGCCUCCAUUGUCGAAAUGUUCAUGGCAUAGAUUUUAUGAAAAUGGAUGGAAAAAAUCUAGCCAUAAGUGUUGUGGACUCCGGGCGAUACGACAAUGUUUUUGAGUCAAACAAUGAAGAGUUUCCAGAUACCUUAGUUUAUUUAGGGGAAGGUUCAAAUCCAAAGGUUCAAAGUAAGAAAUCUAUUGAGGAUCAAAAGCUUAAAGGUGGUAAUCUUGCUUUGAAGAAUAGUGUAGAAGCAAAAAAUCCUGUAAGGGUUAUUCGUAAGAUUUUCUUUAAACGUGGGAAGGUAGAAAAGCGCAAAUAUAUUUAUGAUGGGUUGUACUUUGUUGAUAGUUAUCGACAAGAAAUAGCAUCAUCUGGCAAGCUUGUUUUUAAGUUUUUUCUGAAGAGAUUUCCUAGCCAACCAAAACUUGAUUGGAGAAAAUUGGUUAGGGAACUUGAUUGUAUGAGUUAUAAUUCUGAAGGCAAAGAGAGGUCACCUAUUUGUGUAGUGAAUGCUUUGGAUGAUGAGAAGCCCCUAAUCACCGAUGAUAUUUCUCAAGGUAAAGAGAGGAUACCUAUUCGUGCAAUAAAUGCUUUGGAUGAUGAGAAGCUUCCGAUAUUUAAUUAUGUCACCAGUGUGACAUAUCCAGAGUCCUAUUGUCCUUCAAUGAUUAAUGAUGGUUGUGAUUGUAUUGAUGGAUGCUCAGACUCUGAGGAUUGCCCUUGCAUUGUCAAGAACGGAGGAUCAACCUAUGAUUAUGAAGAACGCCUUUUUGAGGCAAAGCCCCUUAUUGUUGAGUGUGGACCUUCUUGUAAGUGCUUCACCUCUUGCCUUAAUAGAGUGAGUCAACGUGGAAUUCGACUUCCUUUAGAAGUUUUUAAGACUAAAGCAAAAGGAUGGGGUGUUAGAUCACGGUCUUUUAUUCGACGUGGAUGCUUUAUAUGUGAGUAUACAGGUGAAAUCCUACGAGACAAUGAAGGUGAACAAAGGAUAGGUAACGAUGAAUACUUGUUUGAUAUAGGAGUUACUUACGGUGAUCAUUCUUUGCGAGAUGCAAAUUCUCUCGGUUCAUUUGAGGGAAAUGAAUGUUUCACUAUUGAUGCUGCUCGAGUGGGUAAUGUGGGACGAUUCAUCAAUCAUAGUUGCUCUCCGAAUCUUUUUCCUCAAGGUGUUCUCUUUGAUCAUGAUAACAAAAGAAUGCCACAUAUUAUGUUAUUUGCUAUGGAAGAUAUACCACCAUUGAAUGAGUUAACAUAUGACUAUAAUUAUGAAAAAGGUGGAGUUUGUGAUGCAAAUGGUAAUAUCAAGAUCAAGCAUUGUUAUUGUGAUUCUAGUGAUUGCCUCGGGAGAAUGUACUAGGUAAGAUGUAUUCUUCAUUCGUGAAUUAGACCUCAUCAUGCAUGGGUUGGGAAACAUUUAUUUUGAAAUUUUAGUCGAUUUGUUGUGAUGUGUUUUUAAAA
Gossypium raimondii (Peruvian cotton) is the source of this 2922-nucleotide messenger RNA. RefSeq names its product histone-lysine N-methyltransferase, H3 lysine-9 specific SUVH5. Lineage: Eukaryota; Viridiplantae; Streptophyta; Magnoliopsida; Malvales; Malvaceae. The transcript is spliced from 5 exons. Gene Ontology annotation, molecular function: zinc ion binding; histone methyltransferase activity; protein binding. Gene Ontology annotation, cellular component: nucleus. The coding region runs from base 182 to 2821 and encodes 879 amino acids. The record is from RefSeq and is a predicted model, not a curated record.